AAUCCAAAAUGGCUGACACAACAACGCACGUGUACGGAAAGUCAACAAAAACAGAAGCUAAAUUUUACAGUGAUGCAAAGGAAUACUGGGAUGGUUUACAACCGACAAUUGAUGCAAUGCUCGGUGGUUAUGCUAAAAUAUCACCAACCGAUAUUGAUGGAUCGAGGGCAUUUCUUCGACCAUUUAUGAAGAUUUCUGGCGGUGAGACAAACAGCAACCGGGCACUAGACUGUGGGGCUGGCAUCGGGCGCAUCACAAAGAGGUUGCUGCUUCCAAUGUUUACAACUGUUGACUUGGUGGAACUGAGCCAGAAGUUUGUGGAUGCAGCUCCCAAGUUUAUAGGAGAGGAAUCCAAACGAGUAGGGAAGUUCACCUGCAGUGGGCUUCAAGACUUCACCCCGGAUGUCGGCCACUAUGAUGUCAUCUGGUGCCAGUGGGUUCUGGGUCAUCUCCGGAACGAUGACCUCGUCAACUUCUUCAGAAGAUGCAAGAAAGGGUUAUCAGAAAAAGGAAUAGUGGUUGUGAAAGAAAAUGUGACAUCGACAAAUAAUUCCGACUUUGAUGAACUGGACAGCAGUUUCACAAGGCCGUUAGAUGUUUUAGUGCAGCUUAUACAGAACUCUGGACUUGUAAUUCUCAAACAACAAAAGCAGAAAGGAUUUCCUAAGGGAUUGUAUGAUGUAUAUAUGUUUGCAUUGAAGUGAUAAAACUGUUAAAGGUCUAAUCUAUUAUAAAUCAAUUGUUGUUCUGGAGAUUGGCGCUGUGCAUCAUAUGUGACAAUGUGUACAGUAAUAGUUUGUCUGUUUGUUGUCUGCCAACUUUAACUAUGUGAUCAGGGGCACAGCAGUUCCCUGUAAAGAUGUGUGGGCCUUAGCCUUAGGGACACCACAGCUGUAAACAUCCAUGACUUGUAUCUUUUUGGGCUUUCAUCACACACUGGGUAGCAACUGAACCUUUUUUAAACGAAAUUAAACUCAUGUUUUGAAAGUAUUAUCAAACAAUACCAAGUUCUUUAUAUAAGACUAACAGUCCACCGAGUUCAAGUUUCCAUUGAAGGUCUUACAGUGUAUAUUGCAUUCAGAAUGGUUCAGAGUAAUAUAAAAUUUUAAAAUGGCCAAUUUCGUGCCUGUGCUGAAUGACAGUUUAAGGCAGCUAGUUUGAAACAUUUUGGCCUUGUAAAGCUUGUGAAGGAUGGGAUAGUCGAUGGAAACACUGCAGUCUGUAACAUCUGCAAUGCUCAAGUCCAAUGCUCAAGUCUAAUGUUCGACCCAUUUAACAACACAUACAGUGACAUCAUCCACUUCACAUAUCGUUUGUUACAAAGUAGAAGUUGCAAUAUAUUGCAAUAGGGAAUUUCUGACGAUACCCAUCCCAAGUGUCUAUACCAAGCAGAAGCUUUGUUAGCACUGUAUUGCCUCUAUUGAGAGAUGCGUAUAGGGAUACAGUUAUAUAUUAAGGGCAGAUGAGCUUCAGCUAAUGAUUUCUCCCGAUUGCAUAUGGAACCCGUCAGGUUAACGAAACUAAGCCCUCCUUCUCGUCACAUCCGAUGUCUGUGAGCACAAAUGAGUACAUAGGCAUACAUUAAGUAUUUACACGAAGCAAAAUAUUGCAUCCUGUACACAUGCUUGUAGAUAAUGGAUAUAAAUUAAUUUUCCAUGUGAGUCAUGUCAGUUGCAAUAAUAAGUAUGGCUGUUUGACAAGUUUAAUAAUCAAAGUUUUCAAAACUGUUGAUUACACUUUACAUUAACAAACAUUUCUAUUGAAAGAAAUAUACUCAAAGUUCAGUGUGUCGACAAGGUCAAUUGGCAGUUUUCUUCAAUCAAACAUUUAUAGUUGGCUUAAGAUGUGAGUAUUUGCAGUGACAUGGCAUGAAGAAAGAACCGGUGCCAAGAAUGAAGUUCCCGAGGGUCUUUGUAGGGGAAACAUUAAGCUACACCUGGCUUGUGCCAGUCUGAAGCAUCUUUGGAAUAUAUAAACUAUAUGCAAUCUGCUAAUGAAGCCAUUUUUGCUGUUACCAUGGUUACCGUACUAGACAAUGAAAUUGCUUGUGUUCGCAGUUUAUUGUAUUCAAUGAUAAAAUUAGACAAUCAAGUUGGAUUCAAAAUAUUGCUGACAUGAUGUAUUAAUAUCAGCUGUGCCCUCAUAUGGACAAUGUAGUUAUAUUGGCUGAACACUGAUAUGAUACAAUCUUUUUAUAUCGUCUGUGUCCUGAUAUGGUACAAUGUAUUUAUAUCGGCUGUACACUGAUAUGGUACAAUGUAUCUACAUCUCAGCUGUACCUAGAUAUGGUACAAUGUACCUAUGUAUCGGCUGUGCCCUGAUAUGGUACAAUGUAGUUAUAGUGUGGAGUCAAAUUUAGGUCGUGAUUUCAAGGGUGGAGUUUGGGGUCAGCCUCUAUCUGGUGUAGGCCCGCACCCAGUAAUAUACAGUAUACAGUAAACGUCCUGCUUCAUCUACAGACAACCAAACUUUACUUUGGUGAAUCCCCUGUAAUCACGUGUGUCAAUUUUGUAUUAACUGGAAGUCUCUUGUUGAUGUUGUUGUGACAUGUAUACUUGAUACCAUAUAACUCAUGUCAAGAGUUCUGUUUGAAGUAUAAUAUGUAAAUUUUGUUCUCUGUAAGAACAAUAUUUCUUUCAAGAAAAGUUUACUGUAACAAAAUUAGGAGUUUAACAUGUUUAUUAGUGUAUUACCAUUGGUACACCAUUACAAACCUCUGUAUGAACAUCUCUAUAUAAACAUCUCCAUGUAAGCAUCUUUUUAUGAAAAUCUGUAUAUAAACAUCUCUAUAUUAACAUCUGUAUAUUAAUUAACAAAGGCAUCUGUACUUAUGCAAACAAUGUCAUGUUGUGUGAUGUUGUUGACUUUGUGAUUACAGAGUUUGUUGUUAAUGAGUUCACCCAGCAAGCUCAGGUACAAUUGUAUUGAGAAAGAAGGUCAGUGUUUGCAAUUAAGCAUGUAAGUUGAGGGUCCUUGUUGACCUAAUGUUAGAAGGGGAAGAUGUAGGGGGUUCCUAUUUUCAAAUACAUGUAGAGCGAACCUAAAAAAUAACCUUAAUUUCAAACACUGUAAAUGUGUAUAAAUUUGUGUGAAUUG
Messenger RNA from Haliotis rufescens (red abalone), 3096 nucleotides. RefSeq names its product N-terminal Xaa-Pro-Lys N-methyltransferase 1-like. Bases 9 to 704 code for a protein of 231 amino acids. Gene Ontology annotation, biological process: N-terminal protein amino acid methylation. Lineage: Eukaryota; Metazoa; Mollusca; Gastropoda; Lepetellida; Haliotidae. The transcript is spliced from 2 exons. The record is from RefSeq and is a predicted model, not a curated record. Gene Ontology annotation, molecular function: N-terminal protein N-methyltransferase activity. Gene Ontology annotation, cellular component: cytoplasm.